Exophiala mesophila is the source of this 1771-nucleotide messenger RNA. RefSeq lists its product as uncharacterized. The transcript has a single exon. Lineage: Eukaryota; Fungi; Ascomycota; Eurotiomycetes; Chaetothyriales; Herpotrichiellaceae. The record is from RefSeq and is a predicted model, not a curated record. Bases 80 to 1534 code for a protein of 484 amino acids.
CUCUACCAACCACCAUAUUGUAUCCUCCCAUUACUUGAUCGACCAGCAUCCCAAUCCAUGUCACCAUGAUCGACCGAUCAUGCCAUUCAUUGAAUCAGAUCGACUCCUCUGGGUCACCGUUCUCAUAGGCUUGAGCACAGCGUACUUUUCCAUCCCCAGGCUCCUCAACCGAGUCAAAGAUGCAUCAAGGGCACCACCACUAGAUGCUGCCGUCGCCCCGGCCAGGCAACUGCAGAAAGACUCUGAAAACUCGUUGAAGAUCGAAACUCUACGUACGUUGGUCGAUGGCCACAGUUUUGAUAUACGGACUUCGGCAAUCAAGAUCGUCGCCAGUCGAACAGUGCGGUCGGAAACCGUGAAGAAACUCCUGUUGCGAGAUCUGGCUUCGGAUGAUUUCGAUCGACGCGACAAUGCUAUCAAUUCUUUAUCAAUGCUUCUGUGGCAUCCGGCGUUGGAUGGUGGGAUUUCUAGUGCAUUUAACAGUGUCGCUGCGAUUGAUGCUGUCAUCAGUGCUUUGAUUCAUAUGUUACCUCUGCAUCAGAGGAAUAGCAAUGGCCGUACCAAUGUCGACGACAGUGAUAAGAACAACGGGGAAAGCAACGACAAAGGCAUAACCAACAACAUGAAAAAUCCACAAUCACGUCCCUCUCGUCCCUCUCGUCGCAUUCUCCCCCCCUCCCCUCUCCGGCCUCUCCACCGCCCGUCUCACGAAACAGCUCUCCUGAAAAUCCUCACCACCAUCCUUCGCCAAGUUACCAUGGGAGUUGAUGCAUCUGGGGCCGACCUCUCACCCGUCAUACGACGCAUGAUCACCGACUGGCUAGCUCACUACCCAUUCCCCUGCAGUCUACCUGAAUACGCCAAUUUCAACUACAAGAAACGCGACGUCAUGCGUUUAUUUAUUCUCAUGCCCGGCGAGGAUCCAGUCAUGGCUGAGAUUUUCAAAGAACUGCAGAAAUACUCGGGUUUACUACGUCCUUUGAGAGAUGCAGGUCUGUUGGGUCACCCCCCCAUGUCGGAUUAUUCUAGCGGUGGAUGUCGCCAAUAUCAGUGGAACGUUCAGCCGUGGUUCGAUGAGGACAAUGAUGUGCAUAUGACGGAUGGUGAGGAUACGGCGGGGGAAGCGUCGGGAGGAGAGGUUGGUACGACUGGUAGCGCUGCUGGUAGUGCUGCUGAUGUUGAUUCUGGCGGCGACCGCGACGGUGAAGGCGACCACACCAACCACGGCGGCGACACUCCGAGCUGGAGUCUCGGUCCCACUGCGGCUCGCGCUGGCGAGAGAAGUCUCGAAGAGGAACAUCUACGUCGACGUCAUCGCCAGGCCAUCGUCGUCGCUGAAAGGGGUACUCCUUUAAGCAGAGACAAUAUCCUCCAGCGCGAAGACAGUCGUGUUGGAUUACAGCCUAUGGCGAGUGGUUCAGCAGAGGGUGAAGGCGAGUUGAACCAUUUAUUGGAUUUGUCGCAGGACCAGGAAGAGCACACUGGCACAUCGUCAGAGAGGGCGGCUCUGCUGGGGACAUCGCAUCGCACUUGACCCCGUGUCGAUUGGGUUGAAGAUUAGAUUGAUGGGGUUUGGUGUUCUUCAAAAUAGAAUCCAUCCCUCCGUCUUGGGCUCGAGAUAAUUACUUGAUCAUUCAUACAGCCAGCAAGUUUUUGGUUGGGAUUGAAGCCAUGGUCACGGUUGAUCUGGUCCAAGAUGAUCCUGGUGUCUUUUUAAAGAGGGAUACGUCUGUGACAGGAACAGAGAUUUUUCCGCUUCCUGAAAACCUAG